This is a messenger RNA of Penaeus vannamei (Pacific white shrimp), 2599 nucleotides long. RefSeq lists its product as uncharacterized. Gene Ontology annotation, molecular function: calcium-dependent phospholipid binding; SNARE binding; calcium ion binding. NCBI's taxonomy places the organism in Eukaryota, Metazoa, Arthropoda, Malacostraca, Decapoda, Penaeidae. Gene Ontology annotation, cellular component: plasma membrane; exocytic vesicle. Gene Ontology annotation, biological process: cellular response to calcium ion; regulation of dopamine secretion; regulation of calcium ion-dependent exocytosis. The record is from RefSeq and is a predicted model, not a curated record.
GAUGCCAGAGCCGCGACUAUCUAGUCCGUUCUGUCACUGGCUGCUGCUGACACGUGUUGCUCUGUUGGUGAAGUCAUACAUUAUGGCCGCACUGAUGAAAGACAGUGGAGCAUUAGUUCGUAAAUCGGGCAUGGUUCCAAAAACUAGUGAAUGAAUUCUUGUGUUCAUUCGACAUUGAAUGUUUAGAAAGUAGUGUAGCUGGCGAGUAUAUCCACGGAGAUGCGGGAUGUGAAGGUCCCACUCGAGAGGUCCUUGAAGCCAUGCGCGUCCGCCGACUCUGAAUGAGCCCGAUGUGAACUGAACACUUUCCCAUGAAAAUGUCUGACAUGCAUUCGAAGAAGCGCCACGAUGGCUACAACCCAUUCGACGCGGACGAGAUGGGCAGCUCCCUCGGCUCCUCGGGGGUGAGCGAGGAGGCCGACAACGGCGUCAUGGCCUUCCUGAGGAGGUUCUGCGGAUGCCUGUGCCCUCGGCCGGAGCACCCUCUCCUCUCCAGCAGUGUCACCCACAGGAAAAUCUCACGAGUUGCUUCCACCGACUCCCUGGCCAAGGAGGGCAUAGGCAUCUUAGAGAGGCCUCCAACCUCACGCCCGACACCUCAGGAGCAGCUCGCCCAGGCCCGCGCCCAGCAUCGCCUCUACUCCGCCCUCACGCCCACUGCCUUUGCUCAGGCGCCGUAUCGGGAAUCUGACUCGCAGAAACCGUCAUGGCCGGCGCUGCCCCCCGUCGCUCCUCCGAGGAAGACCCACGCUCCUCAGGCGGCCUCCAGCCCCGCCUCCAGGCCCUUGCCCGACGCCCUCGCCUUCCACGCCCAUCCCAACUCGCUCACGUCCAACGCACUCAUCUCCCGCUCCACCCUCUCCCUCGACACGGACUGCCAGCUCGCCACGCCCCCCGUGCUGACGCCGAUGGGCAGCCCCAGGCUGGAGAGGGCGUCGUCGCUGCAGGGCGUGGCCAACGUGUCCGCGUCCAACUACUCCACGCCCACGGGAGAGUCGCCGGCCACGACGCCCACGACGCCGCGGACGAAGAUGGCCAACUGGUCGGCCGUGAUUUCGGGGCUCAACCACCUGAUGAAGAGCAAGGCCGACCACCCGCCGCCCUUCAGCCAGCCAGACGAGGAGCGCAAGAGCAGCGACGACGAGGCCGAGGACAUGCCCGAGCCGGCGUGCGUGAGGCCGGCCGCGGGGGGCGUCGCCGACCCUGCCAAGGAGUGCUACGGCGCCGUCACGCUCAAGGUCCUCAGCCGGCAGGGGAGAUGGGUUCGUGUGCUUGUGUGCGGCUUGUCUGGCCUCCCCUGGGUGGGCGGAUCGGGCGGCCUCAUGCUAGAGGUCAACAUAGAACCCGGAGGGCGCCCGCGUUGGCUGGUGCUGCCUCACGCCCAUGGUCCCAACGUCAAUGUCAAACUAGAGGCAGUCGUCAAACAGCCCAGGGAGAUCAAGACCAAGAAGAAAUUCCUAGUCAAGGUGGGCGUGUGGGUGUGCGGGCGUGUGUGGCGUCACGCGGCUUUGGGUCACGCCCUCACGCCCCUCAGGGAGCCCGGCAACCCUGUCACCGCCCAGCUGCUUCAUCACACGCAGCUGACGGAGGACCUCGGCUUGGUUGAAGUGAGUCUGAGGUGCGACUACUCGGACAACCUCAUGAAGCAGGUCGUGGGCACGUCCAUGGCCGAAGUCAUCCUCACCCUCGAAGUCCUCAGAGCUAAGAACCUGCGACCUUUCAACCCGGGAUUGCUGUCCAAGGCUAAGCACUCCAAAAAGAAGGAGCACGCGGAGGUGGUGUGUCGGGUUGGGUUGUGGGUGAAGGGCGAGAGGGUCGAGAGAAAGUCGUCCACGUCAGUCAAACUCCCAGUCACUCACGAUCCAGUCAUUCGUAACCGUUCUGUGUUCAACAUUCCUCGGGAUCAUCUUCAGAACGCUGCUCUCAUCGUCAAGGUCCUGUACACUUCGAAGUGGGCGGGCGAGGACACGGUGGGUCGCGUGAAGCUAGGUCCUCUCCUGUACCUGGGGACGUCGCCCGACCAAGCGUCCGUCAACCCUCAGCCGGACUAUAACACGUCUAUCACGCUCUCCCACUGGGGCCAGGCUCUUAAAACUCCUGGGCCAGUGACCAUGUGGCACCACUUGCAGUUGUGAUCCGUUUAUACAAGUGGGGGCAGUUGUAGCAUUAUCGGAGUAUCAAGUUGUUAGGGGCAAAUUAUGUGGUAGUCUGGGGCGCUGAAAUCUCAAGACCCAAAGAAAUUGCAGUUGCAGUUAUUAUAGCAGUCAGAGAACAUAUCACAGAGGCUGCCUUCCGUAUAUCAGUUGGCAUGUUGCAGUCCUUCGAGUAAUCUGGUGUAAUUGUUUUACCAUAUCUUAUUACUAGGGCAUGUAUGUAUCUUGCUUUAAGUAAGUUUCAUAUCUAUUUAUACCGUUACUGAUGUGUCAAAGAUCCCGUUUAGAACAAAUAUUUAGCUUUAACUUGAGUGAAAGAAUAUUAGUUGUAAGAAUUGGAAUACUAUAUAAAUUGAUGAGUGUCUUACUGAAUAUUAUAUUAUCUCAGGUUAUGGUUGUUAUAACCUAUCAUGUUAUAUUUUGAAUAUAUAUAUUUUGACUUCUCA